This is a messenger RNA of Nanorana parkeri, 2546 nucleotides long. RefSeq names its product toll like receptor 2 (gene TLR2). Gene Ontology annotation, biological process: inflammatory response; toll-like receptor signaling pathway; immune response. The transcript has 2 exons. The record is from RefSeq and is a predicted model, not a curated record. Gene Ontology annotation, cellular component: membrane. Bases 161 to 2521 code for a protein of 786 amino acids. NCBI's taxonomy places the organism in Eukaryota, Metazoa, Chordata, Amphibia, Anura, Dicroglossidae. Gene Ontology annotation, molecular function: transmembrane signaling receptor activity; triacyl lipopeptide binding; protein binding.
CUGCAACAAGAUCCUUGUCUGUGUCUGAGAACUUGUACCAGUGCCAGGCUUUGACUUUUCACAACCUCUUUCCGUCAUCUUCAGUGCACAAUCACCCUGGGAGCACACGCAUACAGAAAAGCAGCUCUACGUAGAAGUUUGCAGCUGCUUCAACAUCAGAAUGAUUGGGUACAUAUGGAGGUGUUGCUUGAUCUGUUCAUUGGUGGCUGUAACACAUUCACUACAUGAAGCUGAGGCCUGUCUUUGUGAUGACAUGAAUUUCUGUAAUUGCUCCUCGAGACAUUUGACUGCUAUCCCUUCCACAUUGCCAAGACAAGUGCGGCAGCUGGACAUAUCUAACAACUUAAUUCAGGAGAUUACAGACACAGAUUUACAGCCAUAUGACAAGUUGAAAGUACUGCUUGUGAACAACAAUGAUAUCCAUUCUAUCAGCCAAAAUGCUUUUCAGUCACUGGUAAAUAUUGAAGAGCUGGAUAUAUCUAAUAAUAAACUAACCAGCAUGUUGCCUACUUGGUUUGGACACCUUCAAAGCUUGAAACGGUUAAACUUGCUGGGUAACCAAUAUACUUCACUUGGUGAAACCUCCCUUUUUUCCACUCUGUCCUCACUGAAGGAUUUGAAAUUUGGAAAUCCUUAUUUUGAAGCUUUCCAUGGGCAUGACUUUGAUGGUUUGUUGAGCUUAGAUAACCUAUACUUAAAUAUUUCAAAUCUCAGGCAAUAUACAAGUGGCACACUGAGGACAGUAAAAUCUAUAGGACACGCUACCCUUACUGUAAAUCUACCCCUAUUGCCGAACAUAAUAUCAGAUCUUUCAUUAUCUGUUAUUGUUUUGGAAAUCAGGAACAUGACUUUCAGUCUGAAUGAAGAUGUAGAAUCCUUUGUAGCCCUGAAUGACACUACUGCAAAAGUUUUAAUGUACAAAAGUUGUCUGCUAACUGACCAGAGUGCAGCACGACUUAUAGAAAUUCUUCACACCUACAGAAAUGUUACAGACUUUGUUUUGGAUGAUUGUGAACUAAGGGGUACAGGACACGGUGCUCCAAUUCUGAAGGAUGAAAACUCAUCACUUUCCACCAUAGUGAUCAAGAAUCUGUACAUACCAAACUUCUAUGUUUUUUCAGACUUAAGUUUUGUAUACUUGAUAGUGCAGAAAAUUAAAAGUGUUACCUGUAUAGAUAGCAAAGUGUUUUUGAUGCCUUGCAAUUUUUCCAGAUCCUUUAAGAUGUUGGAGUACCUUGAUUUGAGUGGCAAUCUCCUGACGGACCUGCUUUUGGAAAGUACAUCCUGUUUUUAUGACGGAUUCGGAGCUUGGCCUUCACUGAAAACAUUAAAUGUGAGCAAAAAUCGAUUGCUUUCACUACCCAAAGUUGCUGAAGCAUUAGUACAUGUACCUUCUUUAACCAGCAUUGAUCUCAGUCAAAACAGAUUUAGCAGUUCAGCUCUUCCUUUAUGUAGAUGGCCUGCAAGGCUCAAAUCCUUAAAUAUUUCGAAUUGUCAGAUCAGGCAUAUCAGUAACUGCAUUCCUGUAACUUUGGAGCAAUUGGAUGUGAGCUUCAAUAAUCUUGAAGUAUUUAUAUUUGCUUUGCCAUAUUUAAAAGAGCUUUACAUAUCAGAUAACAGAUUAACUAAACUGCCAGCUGAUGCCCACCUGCCCAGUUUAAAUCUGCUUAUAAUUCAAACAAACCGACUCAUUGACUUUUUCCAGUCUGACUUGAACUUCUUUCCAAAUUUAACAGGACUGGAUGGAAGGGCCAAUAAUUAUUUCUGUUCCUGUCAGUUUGUAGAUUUUGUACACAACAAUCAUAAACUUCUUGUAGGUUGGCCACAAAAUUACGUGUGUGAUUCUCCUACGUCUGUCAGAGGCAAUCAGAUUGACAAAGCAAACCUUCCUCUAUUAAUGUGCCACAAAACAUUAGUUGUGACACUAACAUGCAUAAUCUUGAUAUUACUAAUAACUAUUGUAUUGGUGCUUUGCCAUUAUUUUCACGUUGUGUGGUACGUGAAGAUGACCUGGGCCUGGCUGAAAGCAAAAAGAAGACCUUUGAAAGUACUGGACAGAGAAAUCCUUUAUGAUGCAUAUGUAUCAUAUAGUGAACGAGAUUCUGAAUGGGUGGAAAAUAUGAUGUUGCCACUCCUGGAAAAUGCAGAACCUUCAUUCAAGAUAUGCUUUCAUAAGCGAGACUUUGUGCCUGGCAAAGCGAUUAUUGAUAACAUAAUUGAUGCCAUGGAAAAAAGCUACAAAACCCUCUUCAUCUUGUCUGAGCACUUUGUACAAAGCGAAUGGUGCAAGUAUGAGCUGGAAUUCUCACACUUUCGUCUUUUUGAUGAACAUAACGACACAGCCAUUUUGGUUAUCCUGGAGCCUAUUGAAAGGUCAACUGUUCCAAGAAGAUAUGCCAAACUGCGCAAACUCAUGAAUACAAAAACCUAUCUCAAGUGGCCAACGGAGGAAGAGGAACAAGUAGUCUUUUGGGACAACCUAAAGGCAGCUCUCCAACCAGAAGAUGACCUGCAGGCAUAGAGGAAAACAUAAUGUUGUAACACUC